Messenger RNA from Anoplophora glabripennis (Asian longhorned beetle), 2789 nucleotides. RefSeq lists its product as uncharacterized. NCBI's taxonomy places the organism in Eukaryota, Metazoa, Arthropoda, Insecta, Coleoptera, Cerambycidae. Bases 14 to 2089 code for a protein of 691 amino acids. The record is from RefSeq and is a predicted model, not a curated record. The transcript is spliced from 12 exons.
GUUAGUUUUUAAGAUGACAAAAAGAAGCAGCGAAUUUGACCAAAAAAACAAUAAGAAAUUGAAAUUAGAAAAAGAUAUCGAAGCAUUAUGGGGCGACGAUAUAGAUGGGGACGCCUUGGAAGACUGUAUAAAUUUAGCCUCACAAAUUUAUCAAGAAGAAAAAAUAACUUGCACGCAACUGAACAAUGUAACACUUCUACCUACUUAUAGUGCGUUUAAGCAGCGAAAUGUACUGUUCAGCUCAACACAGUUAUCACAGGUUAACAACAGCGUAAGACCAAGUACAAGCAAGAAUGAGUUUAUAUCGAAGAAAAUUACGUCAGGGGGAGAUUUACAAGAGAAAGUAAAUACGUUGCAGGAACAGUACAAAGAAAAAGAAGGAGAAGUUUCAGUUUUGAGGGCACAACUACAGGUUACUAAAUCGAACCUCCAGUCUGAGCAACAAAAACUACAAAAUGAAUGGAAAAACAAAUUAACUCAGUCCGAGAGGCAAGUGAAAUCUGUAAAAAGUGAAUUAGAAUUUAAGAAUCUCGAAAUCGCUAAUCUUAAACAGAAAAUGUUAGAAAUUACGAAACAUAGUAAUUUAGAUGCCAGUAUAAAUGUGACACAAACUACUGCUAAUAAUAUAAGGCAAGAGAAAACUAUUGUAAAUGAGGCUAAAGUAGAACCAACAAUUUUACAGCCUGUGUUAGAGCCAAUUUAUCCCUUAAAAAACCUCUUAUCUGAAACGAUAGUUAAUCUUCCUAAGCGAGAACAACACAUUACAGAAACUAGACUGAUGUACACUUGUAAAAAUGCCGUACCAUAUUUAAAAAAUCAGACGAUGUCAGCAAAUGUAGUCAUAGAUAAAAGUGAUAUCAACAUCGAUUGUGUCUAUCCUGACAUUCUCAAUCUAAUAAAAUGCACAGAAGAUGAAUUAGAUGAUAAGAAAAACAUCCAUCAUUUGAAUAAAAUUAUUUGCGCUUGCGAGCAAUUUUUAUAUGAUUUACAGCAAUUUCUAGAACAAAUUAAGGGCAAUUUAAGGACUGAGGAUAUAUUAGAAGCCGAUUCGAGUUUUCUAAAAAGCCAAGAUGGUGCCACAAUAAAUUCUAUAGGAGAGUGUUCCGGAAACGACGAGAUUGGAGUGAAAUCAAGUGUUUUGUUAAAUUUUCUGGCUCAUAUAGUGCCUUACAAUGAAUAUUUAAAGAAAUAUAUCUGUUUGGACAAGGCGUUGUCCUUCGAAGGGAAAGAAAUGCUCAAAAAACAAUUCCCUUACCAAGUAAUUAAACGGCAGAAUGCAGUUUCGCAUAGUUUUUUAAAUAUAAUAUUAAAUAUUGUUCAAACCGCUGGAGAAAUAAGGAAAGCCACUUUUAUGUCAAAGUUUUUGAACGCCGCCAUAAAUUUAUUGAUCUACAUUCACAAGUCCAAGUGUUUUGAUAAUGUGAGUGAUAUUUUUUUCAAAUUAAUGAAAGAAAUUAUAUUGUCAAGGCCGACGGUUGAAGUUAUAUGCCAGAUUACGUUUUUAUUUAAAACGGCAUCACAACAUUCUUCUUUUGUGGAAUUCCUGAUCAAUAAAUCCCCGAAUUCAGUCACCAGUAAGAAGGGAAUUCUCUACUUUAACGAAGAUGCAUGCCGUUUUUACAUAUUUGUCAUGCUGUUCGAUAAUACUGUAUUUGUGUUAAAAAACGAAAGUUUUCCAUUGAAAAUUUGUCUAAAUCUGUUGUGUUUUAUGUACAAUACGUUUACGAAUUGCCACUGGAUUCAUCACCGAGACGCAAAAGAGUGCGAAUGCAUACCCCAGUUAUAUAAAUUAGAAAUCGAGGUAGUGUUGAAAGCGUUAGAAAGAUAUAUCGAGGAAACCAAAAAAUUAAAGCUUAUAUCGAGUGAGUGGUCACACUUUUUCAAGCACCCUAUAACGACCAAAGUUUUAAAUCAGAUGACUUUCCAUGCCUAUGAACUGACGGAAAAAUAUAUAACUGUAUUUUCGCAAUACAAAGAAAUCGAAAAGAGCUUGCAACGGGAAGACGACCUGAUCGAACUGGACAAACUAAACAUCACCGAUGAAAUUGUUGAGAUACCCAGCGAUACUUUCACAAAAGCCUGUUUUUAAAUGUAGCUCAUAUUUCGGUAUAAAUAUGUUCUACAGUGGACGGGUACAAAUGCAAUUUUUAUUAAUAUUUAUUGUGAUCGAUAUCUGGUUUUUAACUUCCUGAAAUGUUUGGAAUUAAGUGUGGUUUAUGCAGGAUUCAUAAUUUAUAAGUCACGGAAAUUAAUGACUAUUAUAUUUUUUUAAUUAAUGGUAAAACGUUUAUAAAUGCAAUGUUUGUUAUUUAUAAUCUUCAUGCAAUUAAUUGUAAAUUUUUGUACUUUAAUAAUGCCGCUAUGUAUAUUAUGUAUAUAGUUUAGUUAAUAUACUACUAUAAUACCUAACCUCACCUAACCUAACUAUAAUUUAAUAAGUAAUUUCUAAAAAACAGAAUUCGCUUUUUAUUGAACGCUAUUGAACUGUUACUAUGUCCCGAAAUUAAUGCAACAAAAUUUUGUCACAGAUUCGUAAGGCAAAUUUAGUGGACCCAUAUUUUUUAUUUUUGCCAAGUGGCCCCCUCUUUCGGAGUUACAGCCCCUUCAAAUCCUCUCUUAAGUAUAGUCUUUUUUAUAUCUCUGAACUUCGUUGUACGAGAAUCACUAAAUUUGGUACACAGGGGUUUUACGACGUGGAAUAUGAUAGUGCUAUGCUUUUAGACGGGAAACCCCAUUAGAACACUUUUUCGUGGGCUCCCUUGUCUUUGGGGCCAAAAAAAUUUGGUCGC